Molecule: messenger RNA, 584 nt
Organism: Cantharellus anzutake
Lineage: Eukaryota; Fungi; Basidiomycota; Agaricomycetes; Cantharellales; Hydnaceae
Exons: 4
Coding region: 50-373 (107 amino acids)
Biological process (GO): mitochondrial proton-transporting ATP synthase complex assembly
Cellular component (GO): mitochondrial matrix
Source: RefSeq, a predicted model, not a curated record
CCCCUCGGCGCUUCUUGCAAUUCAGUUGCUUAUCUCUGGCUUCAGGAACAUGACCCUCGCAAAAGGGUACAGGCAUCUUCUCCGGGAAUUAAGGAAAUACGAACCACUUCGGCACCGUGACACCAAAAAAGUAUCGCUGGCGAGUUUCCGCGCCACGUUUGAACGGCACAAGUCCGCAACCCCCAAUGAACUGGGAGAAUUCUUAAGGACUAUCAACAACGCAGCCUUGUUCCUAAAGAGUCAGCGAGAAUACGACGAACUACUGGCCAGAUACAAUCCUCUUCAAGAUGUCACCUCGGAGGAACAUGUUAAAGCCACUGCAAAUAGGGUUGGGUUAAAUAUGCCACCCGAGUUCAAACGCACAGAUGCUUGAACUUCUGCAGAGUAAUUUAUGUGUCGGUGAGCCAGUACAUACAAGUUAGAAGCCCAUUCCCGAUCGACUCAGAGAGCAGGACGAAUACGCCAAAAGACCAUCGAGACGAGAUGUUGUCAUAAUCAUUAUUUUGAAGUGUCGUGAAACCGUGAAGAAUCGUCAAACAGUCAGCACUACUCAGUAAGAAAACGUUGAAACGGUGAAUGUGGAC